CUUCAUCUUUUAUAAGUCCAGAUGUUUACAAGUACAUCACCAAACAGGCACUCACAACAGAAGGAAUGCCCGACUCCAAGUACAAAAAAGCUGUUAAAAAGAUAAAGCAAGCUUGUGACGAUGAAAUGUUGAGGGAGAUACUUGUCAGCGAUGAUAUGAUUGAAAUGCUAUCAGAGGCUGGAUACACUGGUGUACCACAUAAAGAGACAGUGCAUACUGUUUCCAAAAUUGCUCAGUCAAUUUGCGUAAUGGGCCACUUUUCAUCAGUUCUUCCUCAAAUUAUGCAAUUGCUUGAAGGCCUCAGCAGUUGUGGUCUUAUAAAUUAUAUGAUAGAAAAUCCAGAGUUGUGGAAGCCAUUGUUCGAUCCUUAUAACGAUUCGUUUAAACUUUCUGCUGAUACUUUCCUCAAUGAAAUUAUUCCAACAUUCAGCAGUUCGCAGAUUCACAAGGAAAAGGAGGUUGACGUGUACAAGAUAUUUUGCGACUAUGUGCAAACCCUAGAUACUGAAGGAGACGUAUCCAUAUCAGCGUUUCUGAAGUGGUUAUCGGGAUGUAAGACUAUUCCAGUUCUGGGUUUUCCAAAAAAAUUUUCCGUAACGUUUGUACAUGAUUGCAAAGAAAAUUGUAAAUGUCGCCCCACAACAUCAACAUGCGAUCUUCUGCUGAGAAUUCCAGUUCAUAUAAGUAACAUUAGUGAGAUGGAGCAGAUGACACAAAUAUAAUACGAACUAAAAAUGAAUUUAAGUUUUAUAGCGUUAAUAACUCUCAUCUGUCCAUCGUAACUUUGCUAUA
Messenger RNA from Xenia sp. Carnegie-2017, 792 nucleotides. RefSeq lists its product as uncharacterized. Bases 66 to 722 code for a protein of 218 amino acids. Gene Ontology annotation, molecular function: ubiquitin-protein transferase activity. The record is from RefSeq and is a predicted model, not a curated record. Lineage: Eukaryota; Metazoa; Cnidaria; Anthozoa; Malacalcyonacea; Xeniidae. The transcript is spliced from 4 exons.